Messenger RNA from Coregonus clupeaformis (lake whitefish), 4427 nucleotides. RefSeq names its product kelch repeat and BTB domain-containing protein 2. The coding region runs from base 1446 to 3347 and encodes 633 amino acids. Gene Ontology annotation, molecular function: protein binding. The record is from RefSeq and is a predicted model, not a curated record. The transcript is spliced from 5 exons. NCBI's taxonomy places the organism in Eukaryota, Metazoa, Chordata, Actinopteri, Salmoniformes, Salmonidae.
CGGGGCGUUAAUAGAAUCCCCUCACUGAGACAGUUUUUGGGCGCGUGCCCAGUAUCCUCAUUUGGCCCGAGUUGUCUUGCACGGCGCCUGCGUUGUAGAGAAAGGUUUCUUGCUGGUUGCCUCUCGGCCUUAAUUGUGUAAAUUCGGCUUCCGGAGCUAGCUACUUUCUGUAAUAGCAAGAGAAGACCGGUCGACAUAGAGUAUUGCAUAUUGCCUUAAAUUAGCUAGUGUAAGGAAAUAUCAUAAGGAUAUGUUUGUUUAAAAUCGUAACAGCCAUACAUAGCUAGCUACUUCUAACGGUCGCUUGUUAGCCAACUCACAGUCUAGUUAUCGCCGACAUCUAAAAGCUAGCUAACGAGUUUAGCUUUGCGCUAGCAAAUGCUAACCCUUCCUAGCGUUACGUUGCUUGCCUACGUUGGAUAUUGUUAUUUACCUGCUUGCUUAACUAGGUCUAUGAGACUGCUGGAAACCAUAUGGUCCUACCUCAUCACUGUAGCAAGCUAGGUGAAUAAUUUGGUUGGCAUGAUAUAUGUGUGGGUGUAACGUUAAUUCCCGAGUCCGGGCAAGAAGUACCCGGAAGGGAAGAGCAGCUGCCACUUUUGCUGAUGUAUGAUCAAGCUAACGUUAUAACUGUAGACAAUAGCGAAUAGUUGCAACGAUUAGACUGUGUGGGACCCGGCAAUCAAGCUUUCAAGUCUAAUUUGGGAUAAAUGGUUUGAAAAGAAGAAAGCCCAGCACUGAUUUAGCAGGAUCACGAUCACCACCACAGCCAUUCUGCCUCUCCUGUCCCCACUACCUCCAUCCAGUCCCCAGUGUCUGUCUGUCUGCUCUGAGAGCGAGCGGUCUAUCUGGGCUAUACAGAGAAACGAAGGACAACACAGCCGAGAUUGAAGCACCAGCACUGACUGACAGAUUUUAGUCUCUAGAGACCACACGAAGGACUUAGACAGCGAGAGAGAGCCCAGUUGGAGGGCAACUACCUGCGCCACUCUUAACACUAAUAGGGUAAACAACCUGAUUUGAUCUCCCUGCAUCCUCUGUCUUCUCAUCCCUAACAGGGGAACAGAAGAAGGAGGAGGAGUUGCUACUUUUGCUGCAGAGGUCCUCUUUAACCUGGUCCUGGGACACAGCAUAUUGUUUUGUUCAACACCCCUGCUCAGUACUGCCCUACCCACAUCAGCCAACGGUGGUGUCACAAAGCAGACGGGUCUCUGUCCCCUACUCUGUCGUCACUUUGAUUUAUUCUCUCAUUUUUUCCCAGUUGGUUUUGAGUCAACACCUGCCGACAUCAGCCAUCACAAAGCAGCGGGGUCUCUUUCUGUAGGACUGCAGUAGCUUUUAGGCUAUUUAUUCUCACAUUUUUUUCCCCGUUUGGUUUUGGAGCCUGGUUCUUUUACCGGCUGCUUGAACUGCUGAAACUGGGGCGCGAUUCAUGGGAUGCAACCAUGUCGGAUCUCAGUGAGCGCAGGCCGGUCAACACGGACUAUGCGGUCUCCCUGCUGGAGCAGCUCAAGUUCUUCUAUGAACAGAAGUUACUGACUGACGUGGUGCUGCUGGUGGAGGACAACGAGUUCCCAUGUCACAAGAUGGUGCUGGCCACAUGUAGCUCCUAUUUCAGGGCAAUGUUUAUGAGUGGUCUGUCUGAGAGUAAACAGACUAAUGUUCACCUGAGGAAUGUGGACCCUGCCACUCUCCAGAUCAUCAUCACCUACGCCUAUACAGGCAACCUGGCUAUCAAUGACAGCACUGUGGAGCCACUCUAUGAGACCGCAUGCUUCCUACAGGUAGAGGAUGUGCUACUGCAGUGCAGGGACUACCUGGUGAAGAAGAUCCACGCAGACAACUGUGUCCGGAUGCUGAGCAUCGGGGAUCUGUUCUCCUGUGUGGAGCUGAAACAGAGCGCAAAGCGCAUGGUGGAACACAAGUUCCCCGUAGUGUACCACCAGGAGGCCUUCCUACAGCUGUCCCACGAGCUGCUGGUCGACGUACUGUGCUCAGACAACCUCAACGUGGAGAAGGAGGAGACUGUGAGGGAGGCUGCCAUGCUGUGGCUGGAGUACAACAUGGAGGCUAGGUCCCAGUACCUGUCCUCAGUUCUCAGCCAGAUCCGCAUCGAUGCUCUCUCCGAGGUGACUCAGCGUGCCUGGUUCCAGGGCCUACCGCCUAACGACAAGUCUGUCGUAGUGCAGGGCCUCUACAAGUCCAUGCCCAAGUUCUUCAAACCCCGCCUGGGCAUGACCAAGGAGGAGAUGCUCAUCUUCAUGGAGGCCACGUCAGAGUGGCCGGCCGACAUGGGUCACGUGAUGACGGGCCCCAACCACACAGUGGUAUGUUACAGCCCACAGGCCGAGAAGGUCUACAAGCUCAGCAACCCGCCCGGCGAUCUCCAGAAGGUUGGGACGCUCGUCACACCCGACAACGACGUGUUCAUCGCUGGCGGGCAGAUCCCGCUUAAGAACUCGAUCGCCAACCACGGGAAGAGCGGUGGAAAGCUACAGGCGGUGUUCCGAUCGGUGGAUAGCUUCUUCUGGUUUGACGCCCAGCAGAAUGCAUGGGUGCCCAAGACGCCCAUGCUGUGUGCCCGCAUCAAGCCCUCUCUGGUCUACUGCGAGGGGUAUAUCUACGCCAUCGGGGGGGACAACGUGGGCGGGGAGCUGAAUAAACGUACCGUAGAGCGCUACGACUGUGAGAAAGAUGAGUGGGCCAUGAUGAGCCCUCUCCCCUGCGCCUGGAACUGGACCACGUCCGUAGCAGCCCACGACUGUAUCUACGUGAUGACCCACGACCUCAUGUACUGCUACUUCCCCCGCGCUGACACCUGGGUAGAGAUGGCCAUGAGGAAGACCAGUCGCUGCUUCGCCUCCGCCGCCACAUUCGGUGACCUCAUCUUCUACAUCGGGGGGCUCCACGUCGUCUCCAACUCGGGUGUCCGCAUGCCCACCAGCACCAUCGACGGCUCUUCCGUCACUGUGGAGAUCUACGACGUCGGCAAGAACGAGUGGCGCCUGGCUGCCAACAUCCCCGCCAAGCGCUAUUCGGACCCGUGCGUGCGGGCUGUGGUGCUCCUUGGCUCUCUGUGCAUCUUCAUGCGCGAGACUCACAUGAACGAGCGCGCCAAGUACGCCAUCUACCAGUACGACCUGGAGCUCGACCGCUGGUACCUGAGGCAGCCCGUGUCAGAGCGCGUGCUCUGGGACCUGGGGAAGGACUUCCGCUGCGCCGUGGGGAAGCUGUACCCAUCCUGUCUGGAAGAAUCCCCAUGGAAACCACCCACCUACCUGUUCUCCCCCGACGGGGCCGAGGAGUUUGAGGUGGACGGGGAGAUGGUCUCCCUCCCUCACAUAUAGCUCUUAACCUUUCACCUCUCUGCCCCCAAACUGUGUCCCCGACUUGAACUCUGGAUGUGACAUGUUGAGGGAUGGACCUGAAGGCCAGGGGGGAAGGUUUGAUGUCUGUCUGUUCCAGAGGGAUCUGAGAGCUACAAGGCUGUUCUGGCUGCCUGCAUGGCUGGCUGUUGCUGACAAACUAUACAAAGCCUCAGACGUUCAAAAUAUAGGUGAAAAACGAUUCCCCUCAAAAUACUAGUAAUAUGGGAAAAAAAUAGUUUUCUGUUUUUUCUUUUGUCCGUUGCAACUUCAAGUCUGUUAUACUGUUUCUACAAUGUGAUAAUUGAAAGUCGACUGAUUUGUGAUGAUGCACUUACGGGCGAAAAGCUCCUUCGAAUAACUGUAGCAAAUUCCCCCAACCUCCUGGUCUCUCUCUCUCAUAUAUAUCACCACUGUUGUAAACCCACAUCCAUCUCUCCUAGGGACACCUGGCCUGUGUCCCAGCCAUAUGGUACCCUAUUCCCUAAGUAGUGCACUAAAUAGGUAAUAAGGUACCAUUUGGGAUGCUCCUGGUGUAGGAACAUACAGGGCUGAGUGUUGGGGGUGAGUAGGUAGUAGGCCUAGUGUUGGGGGGUGAGUAGGUAGUAGGCCUAGUGUUGGGGGGUGAGUAGGUAGUAGGCCUAGUGUUGAAGGGGUGAGUAGGUAGUAGGCCGAGUGUUGGGGGGUGAGUAGGUAGUAGGCCGAGUGUUGGGGGGUGAGUAGGUAGUAGGCCGAGUGUUGGGGGGUGAGUAGGUAGUAGGCCUAGUGUUGGGGGGGUGAGUAGGUAGUAGGCCUAGUGUUGGGGGGUGAGUAGGUAGUAGGCCUAGUGUUGGGGGUGAGUAGGUAGUAGGCCUAGUGUUGGGGGGUGAGUAGGUAGUAGGCCUAGUGGCGGUAACAGGGAGGUACGGGAGAGAAGGGGUUCUAGGUGGUGACUGCAGGUCCAGUCACUAGCCUUUUCUUCUUCACCUCUGUUCCAGACACGCAACCCCCUGCCUCUCCCCUCAGUCCUCUAGUCCCCUGCCUCUCCCCUCAGUCCUCUAGUCCCCUGCCUCUCCCCUCAGU